Mesitornis unicolor (brown roatelo) is the source of this 446-nucleotide messenger RNA. RefSeq names its product protein phosphatase methylesterase 1 (gene PPME1). Lineage: Eukaryota; Metazoa; Chordata; Aves; Mesitornithiformes; Mesitornithidae. The annotation marks the transcript as partial. The record is from RefSeq and is a predicted model, not a curated record. Gene Ontology annotation, biological process: protein demethylation. The transcript is spliced from 5 exons. Gene Ontology annotation, molecular function: protein methylesterase activity.
UUUCGAAUUUACAAAAGCGGAUCGGAGGGACCUGUCCUGCUGCUGUUACACGGCGGGGGCCAUUCUGCUCUCUCCUGGGCUGUGUUUACUUCUGCAAUCAUUAACAGGAUCCAGUGUAGGAUUGUGGCUUUGGAUCUCCGAGGCCAUGGAGAAACUAAAGUUAGGAAUCCUGAAGAUCUGUCUGCAGAGACAAUGUCCAAAGAUGUUGGAAACGUGGUGGAAGCUCUGUACGGGGACCUUCCCCCCCCCAUCAUGCUGAUCGGGCACAGCAUGGGGGGUGCCAUCGCGGUGCACACGGCAGUGGCCAAUUUGGUGCCAAGCUUACUGGGUCUGUGCAUGAUCGACGUGGUGGAAGGUACGGCCAUGGAUGCGUUGAACAGCAUGCAGAACUUCUUAAGGAGUCGUCCCAAAACAUUCAAGUCACUUGAGAAUGCCAUCGAGUGGAG